ACCGUGCAGGAGGAGAGAGCGUCUGUUCCCGGUGAUGUGGAUGAGCCAACUCGGUGUUCGCUGACGGAGGAGCAUCUCGGACCGGACACCCGAGCGGAGCUGCUUGCGGUGAGCCAUGCCGUUGGUUAAGAGGAUCAUCGAGCCCCGGUUCCUGUGCCGCGGCACUCUGCCCGACGGAGUGGCCAGUGAGCUGGAGUGUGUCACCAACAGCACGCUGGCUGCUGUCAUCAAACAGCUGGGCGGACUGAGUCGACAUGCGGAGGACAUCUUCGGCGAGCUCUUCACGGAGGCUAACAGCUUCUACCUGAGGAUGAGCAGCCUGCAGGAGAGAGUGGAUCUGCUGGCCGUCAAGGUGACUCAGCUGGACUCCACAGUGGAGGAAGUGUCUCUGCAGGACAUCAACAUGCGGAAGGCGUUCAGGAGCAGUACCAUCCAGGACCAGCAGGCUGUGUCACGGAGCUCCAUCCUCAACCCAGUGCUGGAGAUGUACCACCGCUGUGACAAGCCGCCGCCUCUGAACAUCCUGACUCCCUACAGGGACGACAAGAAGGAUGGACUGAAGUUCUACACCGAUCCGUCGUACUUCUUCAGCCUGUGGAGGGAAAAGAUGCUGCAGGCCACCGAGAACAAACGGAAAGAAAAGCGACGACACAAGGAGCAGAAACACGUGGAGGAGUCUGCAGGCCGAGAGGUGAAGAAGGUCCGUAAAGCUCGGAACAGGCGGCAGGAGUGGAACCUGAUGGCCUACGAUAAGGAGCUCCGCCCAGAUGCUCGCAUCACGCCGUCGCCGUACCACACCUCCGACGGAUCCAUGUCACCUGACAGGUCAACCAUGUCAGAAGACCCCAUCAGCCCUCCCCAACAUGAGGCCCAUGGACGUCAAGGCAAAGAUCACAUCACCGUGGCAACCAGCGGAAGCGGACAGACGCAGUCGUUGGACCGCGCUCUAAAACCCGCUUCUACUGCAGUCGCCACGGCAACGACCCGGCAGCACUCUCUGGGUCGCAACCAACUGCACCACCACCACCACCCGCCUCCACAGGGGGGCACAGCCAACCAGAAUGGAGCACGGGGCCACACUGCCAAGGAGACAGCAGGACCCACGGCGUUCACCAACAGUACCGCCCACACUGCUGCCAUGGCAACGCCUGCUGCUGCUGGUAAACAAGGUGGUGGCGCUGCCCUGUCCCGGCCUUACAGCCCCUCCCCACCCCCGCCUCCUCCGGCUAAUUAUGUCCCGUCCCCCUCCCGUCCAGGGGGUCAGGCCCCGCCCUCUGCUACGCCUGUGCCGCCGUUACCCACGGCAACAGACAACAGGAAGACGGCCAGUGGGAUGAACGUGCCGAUGAAUGACGCUCGAAGCGACCUGUUGGCAGCCAUACGCAGAGGAAUCCAGCUCAGGAAGGUCCAGGAGCAGCGCGAGCAGGAGGAGGCCAAGAAACGAGAGCCAGCGGGGAACGACGUGGCCACCAUCCUGUCACGUCGCAUCGCAGUGGAGUACAGCGAAUCAGAGGAGGAGUCCGAGCCCGAGGACCAGGAGUGGUCUGACUGAGGAGGAGGAAGAGUCCCAGUCCGUGAGGAAGACCUGAACCAGAUCAGCUGCUGUACCUAAAGUGUGCCAAGAAAAGCAUGAGCGAAGGAAUUCUGCUUAAAGACACUUUUCCCUUUCUCUCUACACACACACACUCUCACACA
Salarias fasciatus (jewelled blenny) is the source of this 1695-nucleotide messenger RNA. Its product is annotated as wiskott-Aldrich syndrome protein family member 3-like. Gene Ontology annotation, cellular component: SCAR complex; cytoskeleton. Gene Ontology annotation, biological process: actin cytoskeleton organization; positive regulation of Arp2/3 complex-mediated actin nucleation. Gene Ontology annotation, molecular function: protein kinase A regulatory subunit binding; actin binding; Arp2/3 complex binding. The transcript has 11 exons. Lineage: Eukaryota; Metazoa; Chordata; Actinopteri; Blenniiformes; Blenniidae. The coding region runs from base 116 to 1552 and encodes 478 amino acids. The record is from RefSeq and is a predicted model, not a curated record.